Calypte anna (Anna's hummingbird) is the source of this 4779-nucleotide messenger RNA. Its product is annotated as cyclic AMP-dependent transcription factor ATF-7. Gene Ontology annotation, biological process: regulation of transcription by RNA polymerase II. The transcript is spliced from 11 exons. NCBI's taxonomy places the organism in Eukaryota, Metazoa, Chordata, Aves, Apodiformes, Trochilidae. The record is from RefSeq and is a predicted model, not a curated record. Gene Ontology annotation, molecular function: cAMP response element binding; DNA-binding transcription factor activity, RNA polymerase II-specific. The coding region runs from base 30 to 1496 and encodes 488 amino acids.
CCUUCAGCUCAACUUCAGCUGCAUGAAAUAUGGGAGACGACAGGCCGUUUGUGUGCAAUGCCCCUGGCUGUGGACAGAGGUUUACAAACGAGGACCACCUGGCUGUUCAUAAACACAAGCAUGAGAUGACAUUGAAAUUCGGCCCCGCUCGAACCGACUCAGUCAUCAUCGCAGAUCAGACCCCGACCCCGACUCGGUUUUUGAAGAACUGUGAAGAAGUGGGACUCUUCAACGAGCUGGCCAGCUCCUUUGAGCACGAGUUCAAGAAAGCAGCAGAAGAUGAUGAGAAAAAGAGUGCUGGAGCCUUGGACAUGUCCCUACCCUCUACUCCAGACAUCAAGAUCAAGGAGGAAGAGCCAGUGGAAGUGGACUCUUCACCACCAGACAGCCCUGCAUCCAACCCACGGUCUCCACAGAACAAGGAGAAGGAGCUCACCUCCAAGCCUGUCAUCAUUUCUACACCUACUCCCACCAUCGUGCGGCCGGGCUCCUUGCCUCUCCACCUGGGCUAUGACCCCCUGCACCCCACACUGCCAUCCCCAACCUCUGUCAUCACCCAGGCUCCCCCUUCCAACAGACAGCUGGGGUCUCCCACAAGUUCCCUUCCACUCGUCGUGCAGCUUGCCAAUGGCCAGACCAUGCCUGUCCUCCCAGGCCCCCCCGUGCAGAUGCCUUCUGUCAUCUCGCUGGCUCGGCCCAUGUCCAUGGUGCCCAACAUUCCUGGGAUUCCAGGGCCACCCAUUAACACCAGUGGGUCCAUUUCACCAUCAGGAGGACUUCCAGUGCACUCUGAAGCCAAAAUGAGGCUGAAGGCCACCUUGACAGCAGCAUCCUCACUCAACGGCAGCAACCUGGUGGUGGGCUCAGCCAGCACCAUGGUGACCUCACGGCCAGAGCAGAGCCAGAUCCUGGUCCAGCACCCUGAUGCCCCUUCCCCAGCUCAACCACAGGUCUCUCCUGCCCAGCCCACCCCCAGCACUGGUGGGCGCCGCAGACGGGUGGUGGAGGAGGACCCGGACGAGCGGCGUCAGCGGUUCCUGGAGCGGAACCGAGCGGCCGCUUCCCGCUGCCGCCAGAAACGCAAACUCUGGGUCUCCUCCUUGGAAAAGAAAGCUGAGGAGCUCACGACCCAGAACAUCCAGCUGAGCAAUGAAGUCACAUUACUGAGGAAUGAAGUUGCUCAACUGAAGCAGCUCCUGCUGGCUCACAAGGACUGCCCUGUCACUGCACUACAGAAGAAAACCCAGGGCUAUCUUGCAGAAAGCCCAAAGGAGAGCUCAGAGCCCACAGGCUCCCCAGCUCCUGUCAUCCAGCACAGUUCCCUCCCCACCACCACCACCACCACCUCCUCCCCCAACGGGCUCAGCGUCCGCUCGGCAGCAGAAGCCGUGGCCACCUCGGUGCUCACCCAGAUGGCCACCCAAAGGACAGACCUCAGCCUGCCAGUCCCUUCCCACGUCAUCAUGGCUCCACAGUCCCAGUCUGCUGGCAGAUGAUGGCACCAGCCUGGUGACCCAGAGCUCAGAACCACAAACUUGACCCUAACCAAGUCCUGUGAAGAGUUGGGGGCCCAUAAGGAUUUUUAUUUCUUUUUCUUUCUUUUUUUUGUUUGUUUGUUUGUUUGUUUGCUUUCUGUUGGAUUUUUGGGGGAUUUCUAAGUGUGUUGAGGGCAGCCAUGGUGUUUCCCACACCCUGAAGACCCCAGUGCCCUGCCAUCCCCACGGGGACUCUGCCCAUGGAGAACUUGUCCCCAGUUGAUAGUUGGCCCCCAACGCACCGAGCCUGAGACCCAGAAGCUCCUCAGAAGGUUCUUUGCAGGUGGCACUUCCAUUAACACUAAACUUCCAGGCUUGGGGGGGUGCUCCUUGGCUCUUCCACUCUUCUGAGUCCCCCACCUCCAAAAUUCCCUCCACCUCCUUCUUUUCCUCCACAAAGGGAACCACCUCUUGGGUGGUUGGGACGUUGAGUUGUGCUCUCCAGACCUUUGUCAUGGCCAUGUUGCUUCCAGGCACCUGCUCCCCACUCUGCUCCUGCUCCCUGCAACCUUGCACCUUCACCCAAGGAGCCUCUUCAAGCUCAGAGCUCCAAGGGAUCCAGGUUGGUCCCAUCCCAUGUUGACUCCCAAGGUGCCAACCACAAAUUAUCGGGGGGCCGGGGGAGCAUCCUUGCAGUUGGUGCCCAACAGUGGAGAGAAGGGGGACACAAGAGCAUGGGGGACCCCCAGAGAUGUCUUCCUAGUGCCACCAACAUGGCCCUGCUGCUCUGGUGAUGGGACACACAGUGGUUGCUGGAGGGAAGGUACCAUCUCUGGGACUCUGCCCGGAGUCUUCCUCACAGGAAUUUUGGUGCUGAGCUUCUGGGACCGGUGCGAAGCUCCUGGAGGUGCAGGAACCCAACCCCCAUCCCAGCAGGAGUCCCAGAAAUCACCACGUACUCCCAACCCUGCAAGGAAACAAAUCCCUUUAUCUCCAAGGAUCUCCUCUACCCAGAACCUCGAUGACCUGAAAUACAGUGGCCUUAAAUCCUGAACCAGUUGCCUGUUCCAAGGGGAAGGAGAACCAAGUUGUGUUUCUUUUUUUCAUUCGGUUUUUCCCCUCCAUGAUGUUUUUCCACCCUCAGUGGAGCAACCAUUGCAUCCCAGGCAGAGCCAGCCAAGGAUUCCCAGAGCUUCCAGUUUUUGUUGGGUGGGUGAAAAAAAAACAAAACAAAAACAUCUGGAAGGACACUUGGAAUGGAGUCUGCUGCCUCAUGGGGUGCGUGUGGCCUUCCCAAGGUUGCCACUAGCCCUGGGCAAGUGAAGGGAGGCAGGGAGGGGACCUUUGCCCAUCCAAGCUCUUGGAAGACACCUCAGCCAACUCCACGGAGCUGCAGCAACCCCUUGGUCUUCCUCGGGAGGUCCCUCCUUGCCCACCUCAGGUUGCACUCGCCACUUUUGGAGCCAAGUUGGGUCAAAUUUGGCUUCAGUUUGGCUUUGCCAGACUCAAGAAGGUUUCCAGGGACAUCAAAAAAAACCCAAAGUCAAGUUGGAGCAAGACACCGAGAGCCCGGGAUGGACGGGGAAGUUCAGCACUUUGGUUUCUUUGAAUCCAGGGCCUCCAUCUUCUCCUCCCCUCCCUUUUUCUUUCAGCUUUUCCUCCACUUUUGGGCUGGGUUUUUCUCCCCCUGCUGCUGCUCUCCCACUUUCUCCUUGCUCAUCUCAAAGGCUUGAGGGUUCCCCUCUGGCCUUGGCAGGUUGCACUGGGGGUUCAUCACCCCCAACCCCCCCCUAAACCCACAUUUUCCUCCUGGAAAACCAUUUCUGCCCAGGCUGAGGGCUCAGCUCUUGCUCUCCUGGCUGUGUUUCUCCAACCUUGAGGACACGAGGGGAGGUUUAGCAGCUCCACACAAGCUGGACAAAAAAAAAAAAGGGGGUUUCAGACUUCCAGCAGUGGGUCAGAACCUUUAAAUUUUGAUCUGAGAGGGUUUUUGCAGGAGGUAGAAGAUCCAGCCCUGCCUUUGCUUCCCCUCUUGCAGCUACUGCAUCCCCCCCAGCUCUUCCCUUCUCCUGGAGGCACCAGAACCAAAGAGCUCCUGGGGAUGGAUGGAGGGAGGUGGGAGUGACUCCAGGACUGAAGGGGAUCAGCAUCCAACCAACUGCUUCCCCCCCCCAUCUCAUUUUUCCUAAAAAUGACCCAAUUCUGUGUGCUGGUGUCACCCAGCCUGCCCGUGGCCCCAGAGAAUCGUGGUUUGAAAGGACCUUGAAGGUUGUCCUGUCCAUCAAGAUCAUCAGAUCCAACUCCCACUUAUCAAGUCCAACCAUCAAAGUUGGACAUUCCUGCCCCAAUUUCCCUGUCCCUGAAGGUUGGUGACAAACGGGGAGCCACCCCCCCUUUCAUCCUCAUUCUUUGCUCCUUAUCCCUCCACCAUCUCCAUCCCAUCUCCUCAGUGCCUUCAGAAAACACCUCGACCCCAACCCCGUGCCCAUCAAGCUCCAAACCACCAUAAAAUAAUCAGGGAACAAAACUUUCAUUAUUUUACUCUCAUUUUUGUUUUUAAUAGACAGGGUUGAACCUUCCCCAUGUUUGGUGUCUCCCCCAGGGCAAGGUUUUGGAGAAGGUUUCAUCCCAUGGAUGGAUGUCCCAAGCCAUAAAUGUCACUUAGGGUGAGGUCCAUCCUGAUGCUGAGCUGGCUGGAAACCUUGGGAGGAGACAAAUGUCCCAGUGCUGGGUGGCUGUCACCUCCCAGGUGACAAGAUUGCUUUGUGAGGGGUCACUGUCCCCAGCCAGCAACAUCCCAGCAGCCUCCAGAUCCCGUGGGAUCAGGAAGGGUCUUGGGAAGGGAUUGGUGUUACCUUCCCCCCCCCCCCCCAAAGAAAACUGGCUCCUUGCUUCCAAAUUUUGAUGGCCCAGCUGGAAAAUUGCUCAUUUUUGGUCAUUUUUGACCUCGUGGCCCAGUUUCUCAUCACUUCCCACCCCACCCCCCCUGCUUCCAACUUUGCUGCUUCUCUGCCAGCAGUGCAAAACCAGCCCAGGAGGGUCCCAAUUUUGGUGGCUCAGCUGGAAAACUGCUCAUUUUUGGUCAUUUUGGACCUCAUGGCCCUGUUUUUCUCUUCAUUUCCCCCCAAAAGCUUUGGUGCUGCUUCACCACCACUGUCCCACAUCCUCCCCCCCCCCCCCCCAAAACCACCCCAAGCAGUGCUUUGCCCCCCCUCAAAACCAACCCAGGAGGAGACAACAACACCUUUGGGGGGAUGCAGGAGGAGGGUCCUGUCCGUCCCCCCCAUCAAGCGUUGAUCAAUCA